Annulohypoxylon truncatum is the source of this 1452-nucleotide messenger RNA. RefSeq names its product aldehyde dehydrogenase. The transcript is spliced from 3 exons. Gene Ontology annotation, molecular function: aldehyde dehydrogenase (NAD+) activity. The record is from RefSeq and is a predicted model, not a curated record. NCBI's taxonomy places the organism in Eukaryota, Fungi, Ascomycota, Sordariomycetes, Xylariales, Hypoxylaceae. The coding region runs from base 1 to 1452 and encodes 483 amino acids.
AUGCCUUCUGCCGAGACGAACGGCACGAAUGGGACGAAUGGUCUUCCGAAUUUCCAAUUCUUCAAUGUGAUCGAUGGUAAACUCCGCGACUCGAAGGAUCAUCACCAGGUCAUCGAUCCUCGUACCGAGGAGCCUCUCUGGGAUGCCCCUAUCGCCACGAAUCAGGAUCUCGACGAUGCCGUCGAGGCUGCAAACCGCGCUUUCAAGACGUGGAAAAACACCACCACAGCCGAGCGCCAGAAGGCCGUUCACGAUGUAGCCAACGUCAUUCUCGAGAACGUCGACGUCCUGGCGGAGCCUCAGAUGCGGGAAACCGGUAAAUCUAGGCCCAUGUCGAGAUUUGAUGUCGAGAGAGCUGCCUGGCACUUUGAAUACUACCGCACCGUAGCCCUAGAGGACGAACUCCAAUACGAAGACGACACGGUCCGGAUCGUCGCAACCCACGCGCCUAUCGGCGUGCUCGGAGCCAUCUCCCCCUGGAACUUCCCCCUAAUCCUCUCCACCAUCAAGGUCGUCUCCGCCCUCGCAACCGGGAACUGCGUGAUCAUCAAACCGUCCCCCUUCACGCCGUACUCGCUCCUCAAGUUCUGCGAGCUAGCCCAAUCCGUCUUGCCACCGGGCGUCUUCCAAGCCGUGAACGGCGGCGCCGACCUCGGCGAGAGCAUGACGCUGCACCCGGGCAUCCACCACAUCAGCUUCACGGGCACCACCGCCGUCGGCCAGCGCAUCCUGCGCAACUGCGCCGGCACCCUCAAGAAGACCAUCCUCGAGCUCGCGGGCAACAACGCGUGCAUCGUCUGCGACGACGUCGACCUCGACAAGGUCGUGCCCCAGGUCGCCACCGGCGCCCUCUUCCACGCCGGCCAGGUCUGCGUCGCCUCCAAGCGCCUGUACGUGCACGAGAAGAUCUUCGACAAGUUCCUCGACCGGUUAAUCGAGGAGAGCAAGAAGUUCUCCGUCGACGACGAGGACAGCGUCGCGUUCGGCCCGCUCUCGAACAAGGCGAACUAUGACCGCGCCGUCGGCUUCCUCGAGGACUGUAAGAAGAACGGGUAUAACGUCGUUACCGGCGGCGAGGUCAAGCCGAAGGGGAAGGGGUUCUGGAUCCCGCCCACGAUCGUGGUUAAGCCGCCCGAGGACUCGUUGUUGGUGAGGGAGGAGCAGUUUGCCCCUAUCGUCCCUGUCAUGUCCUGGUCAGACGAAGACGACGUCAUUGCCCGCGCGAACCUCGACAAUGCCGGUCUCGGCGCCUCCGUCUACACGCCGGACCUAGACCGCGCUCAGAAGAUCGCGCGCAAGCUCGAAUCCGGGACGGUGUGGAUCAACCAGUUUGAACGUCCUCACCACGCCGGUUACUUUGGAGGCUGGAAAAUGAGCGGUUUUGGCGGAGAGCUGGGAAAACAGGGUCUUCUGCACUAUUGCAACACCCAGAGUUGGCAGAUCGCUAAGUAG